Molecule: messenger RNA, 642 nt
Organism: Balaenoptera ricei (Rice's whale)
Lineage: Eukaryota; Metazoa; Chordata; Mammalia; Artiodactyla; Balaenopteridae
Gene: MSANTD5
Product: Myb/SANT DNA binding domain containing 5
Exons: 1
Coding region: 1-642 (213 amino acids)
Source: RefSeq, a predicted model, not a curated record
AUGGAGAAAGUGACAUUUCAGGCUGAAAUUACUAGACACCUCCAGGAAGUAGAGAAGGUAAAAGAAACCCAGGGAGAAGAACUGCCCUCAGACCAGUGUGUUAAUAAACCUUGGAGCAACCAUGAGAUUAGGAGUUUCCUACAAGAAUGGGAACUCCUUGAAGAUGAAGAGUUAAAGAAGAAUUAUCACAUAGCAUCAAGAAUAAUUGCCAGGCAUCUCAAGCAAACGGGCAUAAAUAAGAGCAGGAGAAAAUGUCUCCAGAUGCUAAUAAACAUGCAGGACUUAUAUUGGACCGUUCAUGAAGCCAACCAGAGACCAAGGAGUGAACCCUUGCCAUGUCCUUAUGGAGAGGCCCUUCACAGGAUCCUAGAACACAGAGGGGAGAACAAGGACUUCUCAGAAGUGGCUGAUGUCCCACCACCCGAGUACCAGCCCCCUGCGUGUGCCAUCCCUGAUUGCUUUGAGGAGCUGCUGUGGGCUCCCCCACAUAUGAUCUACAUAGAGGAUCCUCAGGUACCCAGAUGGGAGCCCUGGAACAUGUACCUUCCACAGUCAAGUCCAUGCCUGUUUCCUGCAUUUCUCCCCCUACACCCUGGCCCCCAGCAACAGUGGUCAACUCUCUCUGACACUGAGUCAGAUUGA